Dermochelys coriacea (leatherback sea turtle) is the source of this 1496-nucleotide messenger RNA. Its product is annotated as interferon lambda-3-like. The transcript has 7 exons. Gene Ontology annotation, molecular function: cytokine activity. Lineage: Eukaryota; Metazoa; Chordata; Testudines; Dermochelyidae. The record is from RefSeq and is a predicted model, not a curated record. Bases 200 to 760 code for a protein of 186 amino acids. Gene Ontology annotation, biological process: innate immune response; positive regulation of immune response; defense response to virus.
GACACUCUCUCUCUAGCUUUUGAGAAGGAAGGACAUGGCUGCCUGGGAACUGAGCAGGGACCUGAGAAAGAGCCUUUUGGUAUAAAAGCAAGAGCAAUGGAGAAGAAAAACCACAUUCAGAGCCAAGAGAGCAGCAAAGCAGCCCUGAGACACAAGAGGCAACUAAAGCAACGUCCCAGCAAAUACACGGCAAGGGAAAAUGGUGAACGUAGGCUACAAAGUUCUCUUUGCUCUGGCCAUCUGGACGAUGACUACAGAGGCCUUUCCAAAAGGCACUGAGAGGACAACAUGCCACCUCACAAAAUACAAGUCCCUGCCACCUCAGGAACUGGAGGCCUUCAAGAAAGCCAAGGACAAAUUUGAGGACAUCAUGCUGUUGUCAGACCGAAAAUGCAGUACCAGGAUUUUCCACCGGAACUGGGAAGUCCAACAGCUGUCGGAGCACGAUAGAGUCAUUCUGGUAGAGAAGGAGCUGGACUUUACCAUUAACGUGCUGGAGAACGUUGAGGACCCCAGUCUGUCCAAGCUGCUCUCAAGGCCUCUAGAAAUCCUGACGCAAAUCAGAGGGGACCUGAGGAGCUGCAUCAGAGAAACUCAUUCUCAUCGACACUCCAGGAAGCUGAACAAUUGGCUCCAAAAUUUCCAUGAGCGCAAAGAGACGGAAAUACCUGGCUGCCUGGAAGCAUCUGUGAUCCUCAACCUCUUCCAACUGCUGAACAAAGACUUAAGAUGCGCAGCCUACAGGGAGCUCUGUGGGUAGCCAUCUGGUCUCUGCAGUGCCUGUGUCCACAUCUACUUAGAGACCGGGGAGUCCCCAGCCUGAGAGCACUGCAUACAUAUUGGGAGAAGACGUGUGUCAACCAGGAACAUUCAUCUUCUCUCUCUGGCUUCUGCUCAUAGCUCCCCAAGCAAACUGAUUCCAUCCUUUUAUACCACAGAAUUACACAACAAUUGGCCUCCAGGUUGCUCCAACUUCCAGCGGGUGCCGCACUCUACAUUCCUUACAUUAGAUUAAUUGUAGGACCAUUUUUCAUCACAGUUGGAAUUUAGGACUUCAAUAGGAUUUGGCCCUCUGGGGAUAUUAUUUACUGAAUGUAAUUGUAUUGUCACUAUAUGAAUGCAUUUUAGCCAAGGUUACAUAUCCAAAAAUAUUGGAAACAUUUAAUAAGCUUUAAUUUAAAAAAACAAAACAAUGCACUCCAGUUCUAGGAUUUAUACACUAGUCACAGCUUCAGAUCUCUUAGAAACAACCUCAGGAAAUGCAUUCUUACUAUAAAUAUCCUUGACAGAUGUAUUUAUACAGAGUAUAUUUUUAUCGUGCUGCUUCUUUAUGUAUUAUUACCCAACUAAGAAGGGGAAUUGAUUUCUAUAACUUCCAGACUUGAACCAAAGUGUUAUUUAUUAUGGAUCAGCUAUUUAUUAUUUAUGUAUUUAUCAAUCACUAAGAUUAUGCCUUUUUAUUUAUAAUUGUGAACAAAUAAAAUUGUUUUCCCAGG